This is a messenger RNA of Cordyceps fumosorosea ARSEF 2679, 2007 nucleotides long. RefSeq names its product SAM binding domain-containing protein containing protein. NCBI's taxonomy places the organism in Eukaryota, Fungi, Ascomycota, Sordariomycetes, Hypocreales, Cordycipitaceae. The transcript has a single exon. The record is from RefSeq and is a predicted model, not a curated record. Bases 1 to 2007 code for a protein of 668 amino acids.
AUGUACUCACCCAUGAUGACCCCGUCCGUCAUGGGCAGAGGCAUGCUCCCAUACCUCCCACGGGCCCAACCAUCACCCUCGCGCCGCAAAAAGACGGCCUCUGAUCCCGACGGCAACUCUCUCACCAAAUCCACCUCCAAGAGCUCCCGAGCUUCAAGCAGCGGCGAGCCAUCCCAUGCAUCGCAGACCUCACACGACGACGCGCCGUCAAGGUCGGACCGCCCCGCCAACGCCGCAGCCGUGGGGCUUGACCAUGAUGACCAUGGCCACGACCGUCACCAACAGCACCAGCAACAGCAUGCUGGCAAAGGCAAAGGGCGCCUCCACGACGACAACGACGCUGCCAACAACAACAUCAACGGCAACAGUCACACCACUGAAUGCUCCGCCGCACGCACCACGGCAAGCGGUCCGCUCCCUAUUGGAGCUGGAGCCUCCCCGGACGCUAGAGGCACCCCACAUCAUCCUCAACACCACAUCCACCACCAUGGAUCCCAUCAAAAGCCUUGUCCGUCCGCCUCCUCCUCUCCUCCCUUGCCCUCCGCCUCUUCUCCCCGACCCGCGCAGCACAGCGCCUUCAAGCGCGCCUCCCACUCCCUCAUCUCCCGCGGUAAGCAUCACCCCGAUGCCAGUCACCACCCACCGCUCCCCGACGUCGCUUCCUCCAAGCAUGCCCAUGGGGCUGCUCACCACAAUCUCUCGACGUCGCCUCGGUCUCCCACCGCAGCGCACAUGAAUGGCGCCGCGUCCGUCCCCGACCUUUUUGCACGCUCCUUCUCCGCCGCCACCGCCAACAUGUCCUCGACCGCCGACGCCUCCUCUAGCUCCCGCGAGAACCUCAUCACCUCCAAGCCCUUUGUCCUCCGCAAUGGCCGCUCCUACAUCAAUGACACGAGCUUGCCCUACCCGCUGCCCGCCGACCUAACGGAGCUGCAUCGCCAGUCCAUGCGCACUUUGCUGCUCAUCCAGGUCUUUGGGAGCCCUGUCUGCUCGUCCACCUUCUCCAGCCGCCCGCCCCAACGUGUCCUCGAGAUUGGCUGCGGCUCCGGCUUUUGGUCCAUGAUGUGCCAUCGGUACUUCAAGUCUCGCGGCCACGGCAACAUCUCCUUUACUGGCAUCGACAUUGCCCCGCUCGCCCCCUCCGGCCCGAUGAUGACGGCAGCUACGGCCACCCACGGUGCCAGCCACCAAUCUGCCAAGCCCGACCCGGAGAUGAAUUGGCGCUUCAUCAGCCACGACCUGCGCCAGCUGCCCUGGCCCGUCGACGCCGAGCAGUUUGACCUCGUCAUGGUCAAGGAUAUGAGCCUGGCCACCACGAACCUGCAGCACCAGUACUUUGUCGACGAGUACAUUCGCCUACUCCGGCCUGGCGGCGUCCUCGAGAUCUGGGAAUCAGACCACCUCAUCCGCAUGCUUCGCCCGCACGUCCCCGACGGCAAGCUCUCCGGCGACGACACUGAGGACCAGGAAGUGGCCACCAGUCUUGGUGCCUACGUCAUGAACGCCAACACACCGCUUUCGGCGCCCCUGAACACAUUCCUCGUCGAGUACAAUCAGUGGCUUUCGCGUGCCCUCGAAACGCGCGACCUCACUGCGGUGCCGUGCACGCUGAUAGGGCCGACGCUGCUGCAGGAGUCGGAGACGCUGACCGACGUCCGCUCGCGACGCCUGGCCAUCCCGCUCAGCGAAGUGCGCUGGGAGCGCGAGGGCGUCGGCGGUGUCGUCGUCACCAAGGACGGCAAGGGCGCGGCGUCGCCACCACCGCCCAAGGUGGAGAGCCGCGUGCUGUCGCCCGGGCAGGAGGCACUUCGCCAGACGGCGCUCCUGACGGUCGUACAGCAGAUCCAGGCGCUCGAGCCGAUCCUGCGGGAAGUCUCGGGUAAGAGCCAGGAUGAAUGGGAUGUGUGGAUGGGCAAGAUGAUGGGCGACCUGAUGAGCGACAGCGGCACGAGCUGGGGCGAGUGUCUAGAGGUGGGCGCGUGGUCCGCUACGAAACGAAAGCGAUGA